AUGCUAAAACUCAUUAUCCCCACAAUCAUGCUUAUCCCCACUACAUGAUAUUCUAGCAAUAAAAUAAUUUGAAUUAACUCGACAACUCACAGCCUACUGAUUAGCCUCAUCACCCUUCUUUUCUUAAACCACAAUGACGAAAACAGCAUAAUCACAUCACUAAGUUUCUUCUCAGACCCCCUCUCAUCCCCCCUUUUAAUAUUAACAACCUGACUUCCUCCCUUAAUAAUCAUAGCAAGCCAACAUCACCUCUCCAAAGAAACACACACCCGAAAAAAACUAUAUAUCACUAUAUUAGUUUUACUACAACUAUUCCUAAUCAUAACGUUUGCUGCCACAGAACUAAUAAUAUUUUACAUUAUAUUUGAAGCAACACUAAUCCCAACCUUAAUUAUCAUCACCCGAUGAGGCAACCAACCAGAACGACUGAAUGCAGGACUCUACUUCUUAUUUUACACUCUCUUCGGCUCCAUACCACUAUUAAUUGCACUAACCUACAUCCAUAACUCCACCGGUUCCCUAAACCUACUACUGUUGCCACACUGGACCCAAAUGUCACCACCCCUAUGGUCUAGUACCCUCCUAUGAACAGCAUGCAUGACCGCAUUUAUAGUAAAAAUACCACUCUACGGACUUCACCUCUGACUACCAAAAGCACACGUAGAAGCUCCAAUCGCCGGAUCCAUAGUUCUCGCAGCCAUCCUUCUAAAACUAGGAGGGUAUGGGAUAAUACGAAUCACCAUUAUUCUAAACCCCCCUACAACCCCCAUGACUUACCCCUUCCUCAUUCUCUCCUUAUGAGGAAUAAUUAUAACAAGCUCUAUCUGCCUACGCCAAACAGACUUAAAAUCUCUCAUCGCAUAUUCAUCCGUCAGCCACAUAGCCCUAGUGAUCGUAGCCAUUCUAAUCCAAACACCAUGAGGAUUUACAGGGGCUAUAACCCUUAUAAUUGCCCACGGACUCACAUCAUCCUUACUCUUCUGCCUUGCAAACUCCAACUACGAACGCGUCCACAACCGAACAAUAAUCCUGGCCCGUGGACUGCAAGUACUCCUUCCCCUGAUAACGACGUGAUGACUACUAGCCUCCCUAGCCAAUCUAGCCCUCCCACCAACUAUCAACCUAAUCGGGGAAUUAUUCGUAAUAAUAACAGCAUUCUCCUGAUCAAACAUUACAAUUAUUCUCACAGGACUCAACAUACUAAUCACAGCCUUAUACACCCUAUUCAUACUAACCACAACACAACGAGGCACUCUUACACACCAUAUUAAUAGCAUCAAACCAACUUUCACACGGGAAAACUCCUUAAUACUUAUACAUAUUAUUCCACUUCUACUUCUCUCUCUUAACCCCAAAACAACCCUGGGACUCUUUCACU
Molecule: messenger RNA, 1378 nt
Organism: Galeopterus variegatus (Sunda flying lemur)
Lineage: Eukaryota; Metazoa; Chordata; Mammalia; Dermoptera; Cynocephalidae
Source: the annotation of a RefSeq genome assembly